AUGCCUGGCGAAGAGACCCACAAAGAGUUUGACGACGAUCUGGUCGACUACGAAGAAGAGGACGAGACGACGACAGACGCGUCGAAGGCAGCUGAGGGAAAAGACGCCAAGAAGGGCCACUACGUCGGCAUCCACAGCUCUGGGUUCCGUGACUUUAUCCUGAAGCCCGAGUGUCUGCGCGCUGUCGUGGACUGCGGGUUCGAGCACCCUUCGGAAGUCCAGCACGAGUGCAUUCCUCAGGCGGUGCUGGGCAUGGACAUUAUUUGCCAGGCCAAGUCGGGCAUGGGAAAGACUGCCGUGUUCGUGCUUGCCACGUUGCACCAGAUCGAGCCAGUGGACGGUCAGAUCAGUGUUGUCGUGAUGUGCCAUACGCGCGAACUGGCUUUCCAGAUUGCUCACGAGUACGAGCGUUUCAGCAAAUACCUGGUUGACGUCAAGACGGGGGUGUUUUACGGUGGUGUGCCGAUUUCGCAGAACCGCGAGGCGCUGAAGAACAAUCCGCCGCACAUCCUUGUAGGCACUCCAGGUCGUAUCCUAGGACUUCUUCGUGAAAAGACGCUGAAGCUGGACAAAGUCAAGCACUUUGUCAUGGACGAGUGUGACAAGGUGUUAGAGGCUGUCGAUAUGCGUCGCGACAUCCAGGAGAUCUUCAAAGCAACUCCACAUGACAAGCAAGUGAUGAUGUUCUCGGCCACGUUGAGCAAGGAGAUUCGUCCGGUGUGCCGCAAAUUUUGUCAGGACCCGAUGGAGAUCUACGUCGACGACGAGACGAAGCUGACUCUGCACGGUCUGCAGCAGUACUACAUCAAGCUAGAAGAAUCUGAAAAGAACCGCAAGCUGAACGACCUGCUAGAUGCGCUCGAGUUCAACCAGGUGGUAAUUUUCGUGUCGAAGAAGAACCGUGGACGGGAGCUGAACCGUCUGCUGAACGAGUGCAACUUUCCGUCGAUUUGCAUCACGGCCGACCUCUCCCAGGACGAGCGUAUCAAGCGGUACAAAAGCUUCAAGGAUUUCCAGAAGCGCAUUCUAGUGACCACGGAUCUGUUCGGUCGUGGUAUGGAUAUCGAGCGUGUGAACAUUGUCGUCAACUACGACUUCCCGAACGACAGUGACCAGUACCUUCACCGUGUGGGCCGUGCCGGUCGUUUCGGUACCAAGGGUCUGUCAAUUAGUUUCAUCUCGUCUGAAGAGGACACCGAGAUGCUUGCUAAGGUGCAGUCGCGUUUUGAGGUGAACAUUCCGGAGCUUCCAGACCAGAUCGACAUCUCGACGUACAUGACCACUUAG
Messenger RNA from Peronospora matthiolae, 1287 nucleotides. NCBI's taxonomy places the organism in Eukaryota, Oomycota, Peronosporomycetes, Peronosporales, Peronosporaceae. The record is from the annotation of a GenBank genome assembly.